This is a messenger RNA of Naumovozyma dairenensis CBS 421, 2841 nucleotides long. RefSeq names its product exocyst subunit SEC5 (gene SEC5). The transcript has a single exon. The record is from RefSeq and is a predicted model, not a curated record. Gene Ontology annotation, cellular component: exocyst. The coding region runs from base 1 to 2841 and encodes 946 amino acids. Gene Ontology annotation, biological process: exocytosis; Golgi to plasma membrane transport. NCBI's taxonomy places the organism in Eukaryota, Fungi, Ascomycota, Saccharomycetes, Saccharomycetales, Saccharomycetaceae.
AUGGAUCCAUUCGCAAUUGAUGAAGAUACUUUGAAAGAAUUCUAUAAUUUAAAAACUCUAAAUCCAACAACAUCAUGGGAACAUGAUUCAUCUAAUCUAAUUGAUUUAACUAAAUGGCAAGAUAUUUCUCCAACAACAGAUAACUCAUAUGAUAUUUUAAAGGAUUUGAUCUCACAACAACAAUCAUCAACUAAGAGAGAAAUAGAUAGAUAUUUAAAUGAUUCCUCUACUUUAUUGAAGAAUACGACAGAUCCGUUAACUACUGAACAAAUGAUUACAAAAUUAAAUAACUCUAAUAUCUCUUUGGAUAAGUCUGGAUCGGAUAAAUUCUUACAUUAUUUGAUUAAUAGUAAAGAGUUUAACGUCAAGGAAUUCCUAAGAGAUAUUCAUAAUAAGGAUUCAUUCGAUGAUUUAACUAAAUCAUUAGAUAAUUUAGAUCAAUUAAUUCAAUUCCAAUCAAAUGAUUUGAAAAGUUUAGUUCAAUUGAAUUUUACAAAAUACGUUAAAAUUAAAAAUAGAUUGGACCAAAUUUAUAACCAAUUCUCAACGACGACAACGCAAACUAAUGAUAACGAGGACUACACCGAAGACCCUGUUUUAAAUAUUGAUCAAUUACAUGAAAAAGUAGAUGAAUCGAUUAGAUCAAUCAAUUUGAAAUUAAAACCAUUAAUUGAUACAUCUCAAACAAUAAAAAAUUUCAAAUUAACAAAACAAUUCAUUGAACAAAAUAAACAUUUUUUCAAUUUACCAAAAAUUUUGAAAAAAUGUCUGAUAAAAAAUGAUUAUUCAAAUUUAAUAAUUGAAUAUUCAAAAGGUUUAAAACUUUAUAAUGAUUUCUUAUCAAAUGAUAAACCUUUGAAAAGUAUUAAUCUGAUUUGGAAUGAAGUUGAAGCUAUUAUGAAUAGUUACAAAGAUACUACAUGGGAAAAAUUAAUUAAUCCAAAUAUUAUUACUAUACAUUCAUCAGAAUCAAAUUUCCUGCCUUUAUUUUCAAAAUUAUUAGAUUUGAAAAUUGAUUCAAAUCCCAUACUUGAUUGGAUAUCAAUUCAUUUAACAAAUUUACAAAACCAAUUAAUUGAAAGAUUAGAUCAUGAGAUGAUUAAGAUUAUUGACGCCCAAAAGAAAAUUUUAAAACUGGCCGCAUUCACUAAUAAUAGUGAUAAUACAACGGCCGAAAACGACCAAUAUCUAAUUAAUAUGAAACCUUAUUUAUUAAUCAAUCAAUUUUUUGAGCAAUCAAAUGAUAUAGUAGUUUCAACAACUACAUCAUCAACAACAACAAAUGCAAUCAAUUCCUUCCAAGGUUUAACGGAUCGAUCCGCCAUUGUGGAAAUGUGGUUACUUAUCAUAAAAUAUACCAUUGAAUUUCAAACUGUUUGUAAUAAAUUUAUUCAACUUUGGGAAUAUAUUGAAAAAUUCCUUGACGGUACUUAUCAAAACAUUUUAUUGAAUGAUAAAAGGAAAGAUAAUAUCCUGGUGGGUGACUUGAAUAUAAUAAAUAAUUAUAAAUUUAUUUUACAAUUAGAUCCUAACGAAAUUAAUCAAAUCAGAUUGAAAGGUGAAGAGUUUGUCACUUUAGUAAUGGAAAGAUUAUCCCUUUUCUUCCAAUCCUCACAAGAGUCAUUAUCGAAACAACAAGAUCAACAACAGCAACAACAACAACAAAAACCACAAUCCAAUGAAACUGGCCUACCAUCAGAUUAUGGUUUUAUACCUCCAACUGCAAAUGGGUUAAGUUGUUUAAGAUAUUUACCAAAAAUAAUAAACCCAUUUUUAAAAUUUACCACUGAAUUAGCUCAAUUAAAUAUAACCCCAAAAUCAGUAGAAAUUUCAAGGUAUUCUGCAUCAAUUUUAAUAAAACGUUGCGUUGGUGCCAUAUCAUCAAUUAAAUUAAGAGACAUUUCAAAUUUUUAUAGAUUAGAAAAUUGGGAUGUUUAUACAACUAUCACUGAUCCCCUAACUCAAACAGAAUAUGAAAUUACUCAAUUUCCUGAAAUUGUUCGUUGUUUCCAAGAAUAUAGUUUAAGAAUCAUUAGAGAUUUCCUUUUCUCAUUUGAAAAAUUACCCGUAAUAAAUGGAAUAUCCAUUGUAGGAUACCCAUCAAAACAAUUAUUAACAGGCGUUGAACUUCAACAAGUCAUAUCAAUGGAAGCUGUCUUGGAAUCCAUUUUGAAAAAUGCAGCUAAGGAUAAAGAUAAGCCAAGAAGUUCACAUACUAUUUUAACGUUAACUAAUUUACAAUAUAUUAGAGAAAUUACAUUCCCAACAAUAUUACAAUAUUUUGAUGAUGCAUUUGAAAUGAAUCUAAAAUCAAAACCAUUAGAAAUUUUUAAUCUUUUAAAUAAGAUGGAAACAUCCAUAUUCGGUAAUUACCUUUCUGAAUUGAAAAUCAAUUUAAGAGAUAUCCUGGAAGAUAAAUUUAAAGAAAUUAGCUGGCCAAGUUUUGAAUCAACUUCAUUUAGAGUAGGUGAUUAUAUCUUGGAAGCUUUGAUGUUAUUAGUCACAAUAUAUAGUGAAUGCUUUAGAAUUGGUCCACAAUUAAUUGACAAGAUCAUUAAAGAGACUCAAAUUUUCAUGGCAAGAUAUUUGUUUGAAGCUUUUAAACCAUUCAUUGGUAAUUUAUCAUCGGAUGGGUUGUUACAAGUUACUGUGGAUCUACAAUUUUUCCAAAAAGUUUUGGGGUCAUUAUUAGAGAAGGAUACUGAAGCUACAUUGACUGCUUGUUUACAAAAUUGUUUCCAAAAUGAUACAAAGAGAAUGAGAACAUGUAUUAAAGAAGUAGAGCCUAUUGUGAAUUCUAAUUUGGAAAGAACUCGCGUUCAAUUUGCCGCAUUCAAGUAG